UUGGCAGGCCACAAGACUGCUGCCCUGCCUGCCUGCCUGACUGUCUAUCCUCAUACAGGAGUCACCCAUGUCCACGAAUAAAGAAAGACGCAGGUGGGUGCAGCUCGACCUGCUUCCCUCUAAAUUUUCACCUUUUAACUUUCCCUUUCUCUCCGCACUGAAGAGAGAGUAAGCAAGAGAAGCUGUAUUUGUUUGUCUUUCUGGGUUUUAUCCUGCUCUUCCCUGCUUAAUGUGGCUUGAGGAUAUUUCCAAAUCAGGAAACUUCCACCACUGAAUGCAGCAUGACGUCGGACGAGUCGUAUAAUUAUGUCUACAAAGUGGUCUUGAUAGGGGAGUCCGGUGUAGGAAAGAGCAACCUUCUGUCUCGCUUUACCAAAAAUGAGUUCAGUCGCGACAGCCGCACCACCAUCGGUGUCGAGUUCAGCACGCGGACUGUCCAGAUGAACAAUUUCACCAUCAAAGCCCAAAUCUGGGACACGGCAGGGCUGGAGCGGUACAGGGCCAUCACCUCAGCUUAUUACAGGGGAGCAGUCGGAGCCUUGUUAGUCUAUGACAUCACAAAGCACCUGUCCUACGAGAGCACGGAGCGAUGGUUAAAAGAGCUGCUGGAACAUGGAGACCCUCACAUUGUUGUCAUGCUGGUGGGAAAUAAGAAAGACCUGGAGAGCCUCAGGACUGUGCCCACAGAGGAGGCGAAGGACUUUGCAGAGAAGAGAGGUCUUAUGUUUAUGGAGACGUCAGCGUUGGAUUCCACCAACGUCGAAGAGGCGUUCAAUGAAAUCCUCACAGUGAUCCAUAAGAAAGUGAACAGCAGAGAGGUGACCCGAGGCUCCAUCUGUGCUGUAACUAUAACCAACCCCAUCGGACCCAUCGGGGAGGCACAGGAGAGCAGGGGCUGCUGUAAGAGCUCCUAGCACACAUCUGCUCUAUGCACCCAACCUGACUGUCAUGACAUCAUUUACACUCCGUAUGAAGAGUGAGUUAACCAAACCUCUCAAAAUGUAGAUGUAAAGUAUAUAAAUGAAAAACAAUAAAUGAAUAUUGAGAAAUUCUAUAUUUGACAGAAUUCUGUUGGUGGCUAAUAAACACUUUUUUACUUAGUAGAGCUGUGCAUUGGUCCUUUUUCUUUAUCUAAUCUUCAUAUUUUUUAAAAAGGAAUGUAAAGUUGUAUUGUUUUUAUAAAGGAAAACUCUGGGAUGAACUUGAAAUAAAGUUAUGUUAUUAUGUCUGUAUGUUAUUAUUUUAUGAAGACAUGAAUUUAUUGUAUAGAGAUAGAUGGAUGGACAACAUACUGACAGAUGGACGGAUGGAUGGAUGGAUGAUGAUAGAUGGAUAGAAGGAUGGAUGGAUGGGUGGAUGGAUGGAAACAUAUCUAUUUUUUAGUCUUGGUGAGAUACUGCCUGAAGAUGACAUACAGUAUUUAGCAGCUAUAGCUAAUGGGGAUUGAUGAUUGUAAACAUAACAACAUUGUGAACAUUUUGGUCAGUAAUUUUUGGGGAAAUUUUCCUCUGGAAUUUCCUCAAAUUCAAAAAAGUCCCAAUUGUCUGUAAUCUUUGGUAUUCUAAUAAAAAAUUCUGGGAAAUA
Labrus bergylta (ballan wrasse) is the source of this 1584-nucleotide messenger RNA. Its product is annotated as ras-related protein Rab-25. Gene Ontology annotation, cellular component: recycling endosome; Golgi apparatus. The record is from RefSeq and is a predicted model, not a curated record. Gene Ontology annotation, molecular function: GTP binding; GTPase activity. Lineage: Eukaryota; Metazoa; Chordata; Actinopteri; Labriformes; Labridae. Gene Ontology annotation, biological process: exocytosis.